ACUCAAACAACGAGGAUGAGGUAAUCACACCGGUGGCCGUGACGGGAGCGAUCACGGCACAGGGGAAAGGAAGCUGAAGCUUAAAUCCGCUUGAAGAGACACUGUCACUCGUCGCCACUGCCUGCCAACAUUCAUCUUCCGCUCGCCCCCCGCUUCCCUUCCCCUUCCUAUCCGCCGGCGGCAAGCCAUAGCCCGUCGCACUGUUGGGGUGCAGGAUGGGCCAGGGGAUCAGCUGCGCCUGUUCCGGCUAUGACCACGACUUCUUCGCUGCUGUCCAAGGUGGCGACUUGAGGGCCGUGGAAUCGUUCAUCAGGAGUGAUCCCUCGUUGGUUUUCCGCACCACCAUCUACGACGGCCUCUCCGCCCUCCACGUCGCCGCCGCCAAUGGGCGCGUCGAGGUGUUGUCGAUGAUUUUGGAUCGAUCUGUCAAUCCUGACACCGUGAACCGGCAUAAACAGACUCCAUUGAUGUUGGCCGUGAUGCAUGGGAAAUUCGCCUGCGUGCAGAAACUACUUGAAGCUGGGGCAAAUAUCUUAACGUUUGAUUCUUUAAACGGAAGGACCUGCCUGCAUCAUGCUGCUUAUUAUGGCUAUGCCGACUGUCUUCAGGUGAUUCUGUCAGCUGCCCAAUCCGCGACUGUUGCUGAUUCGUGGGGAUUCAGGCGUUUUGUGAAUGUGAGAGAUAGCAAUGGAGCCACUCCUUUGCACCUUGCAGCAAGGCAAACAAAGCCUGAUUGUGUCCACAUUUUGCUAGACAAUGGGGCUCUUGUCUCUGCUACCACCGGUGGAUAUUGUUGCCCUGGGAGCACAGCUUUGCACUUGGCGGCUCGGGGUGGAAGUUUGGAUUGUGUUCGUGAAUUGCUUGCCUGGGGAGCUAAUAGGCUUCAGAGAGAUUCAUCAGGGAGAAUACCAUAUGCUGUUGCACACAAGCGAAACCAUGGAGCAUGUGCAGCUUUACUGAAUCCAUCAGCGGCGGAACCUCUGGUGUGGCCUUCUCCAUUGAAGUUCAUAAGUGAACUUGAUCCAGAUGCAAAGGCUCUAUUAGAGGCAGCUUUGGUGGUGGCUAACAGGAAAAGAGAGAAGAAAAUCUUGAAGGGGAUUGCAUAUUCCUUGCCAUCUCCCACUCAUUCAGAUGAAUCAACUGAUGAUGAUACACCUGAGGAGAGUGAUAGUGAGCUCUGCUAUAUCUGCUUCGACCAAGUCUGUACUAUUAAGGUCCAAGACUGUGGGCACCAGAUGUGUGCUCAUUGCAUGCUAGCACUCUGCUGCCACAAUAAGCCGAGUUCCAUGAGUUUGUGCUCAUCUUCACCAACCUGCCCUUUCUGCCGCAGCAGCAUAUCUCGACUGGUCAUUGCAAAGAACAGGGUUAAAGAUGAGGGAGACAAGGACACCAUCUCCAAGCUUAGGAGAUCAAGGAGAUCUACAAACUUCAGUGAAGGAAGUAGCAGUCUCAAAGGCUUAUCAUCAGUUAUCGGGUCAUGCGGAAAGAUGACUCUUGGCUCAGGACAUAUCAGUGAUGGCAAUGAUAUGGCGGACAAACCUUCAGAUGUAUAGGGUAGUUAGAAGCUUCGUAAGUUUUGGACCACUGAUGAAAUCUUGAGCUGGCCAUGGUGAACUCUCACAUUCAGAAACCUAAUGGAGAAGAGGAAUAAACAAGCUCUCGCAAUUUUAUGAUUGAAGCCAAUGGUUCUUUUGGUCAGAUAGGAGUACUACAUGCUGCUUUGUGAGGAGAGACUGCAGAUGGGUUCUGAGAACUCGGCUGGUUUCUGCAUCAUAAACAACUACAGCUUCUCAAUGUUCUUUUCUUAUCCAUUAAGUAUGAGAGUUUGCCUGUCGAUCUUGCAUUAUAAUGCUUUGAUGUAUUUCAAGAACUCGUUAUAAGAGUCUUUUUGGUGUUGGCCAUCA
Messenger RNA from Musa acuminata AAA Group (dessert banana), 1904 nucleotides. RefSeq names its product E3 ubiquitin-protein ligase XB3-like. The transcript has 8 exons. The coding region runs from base 216 to 1553 and encodes 445 amino acids. Gene Ontology annotation, molecular function: protein binding. The record is from RefSeq and is a predicted model, not a curated record. Lineage: Eukaryota; Viridiplantae; Streptophyta; Magnoliopsida; Zingiberales; Musaceae.